UACGGUGAGACUACGCAUUAUGCGUAGGAAUCGAUCGCAAAACAUUUCCUGGAUCCUAUUUCGGCGUUGAGAAGGUAAAUACUGUCAGUGACUACAGAUGAUCACAGGUCCCCCCCUCCCCAACAGCACAGGCUAUCAGGCAAAUGGUAGCCGCUGUGAGUCGGGCGAAGAGCGAGAGACCAAACCCGGAGGAUUUCGGACAGAUGGAAUAGAAAGAAUGCUGCUCUCUCAAAAUGCAGCACAGUAGACGGAUAAGCUGACCAAACAAAUAUACAGCAAACUUUCAGCGCUGAUUAUGACGCUGGGGUUUAAAUAAUAUGUUUUAAACUGUCCGAGAACUGACAAAAUGCAUGUGCAAACUGAUCAGCUGGAUUGUUGAAAUGACUUGGUCGGCGCUGACGCUGUCUGAUGGCUCAAACUGCAUAAUAGCCAAAUGGCAUUUUAUUUUGCGUCGACUUGACGUUUGGAUCUCCAAUAGUGGAUCAGUUGUCUAGCUAAAAGUUCGGAUGAAAGUAAACACCUGGUGCAAUGUUAAACUACAUGGUCCGGAGCGUAAUGUACUGUUCGUGCUGAAGCGUAUGGGUCCUGCGUACUCAAGCUCCCGACUCCCACACAAAAAGGAUUGUCUCUGUUGCGGGGGGUGCAGUGCAGUAGCUGUCACAGCUCCACAUCUGGCUACUGACUGGAUAGUUAACUAGCUAGCUAGCUAACUGUUUUUCCUCUUGGGAAGCUAGUGAGGUUGAAUGAGUUUCUGCAUCAUUCGAGAGAAAGAUUGCUUUGUGAAAUCACCUCGGUGGUUAUCGUGUUCCGAAGGGACCUGUAUUUUGGACAAUAUCUGAGAUCAAUCGAACAGUUUGAAGUGAUUCACGGCUGUCUUCUUAGCGAAAACACAUAAGGACUUUGCGUAAGUCACGUAUUUUUAAAGGUAAAGAUAGGGUGACAUUGCAGUCUCAUCAUAUUGGAUAUAACGUCGCCCGACAAAAAAAAAGUGAAAGUGGGGCAUUGUCCGUCACACGUAUUAACGCAGUGGGAUUUGUACGUCUGGUCGGCGUUCCCCCCCACCCUUCCCUUGGUGACGGUGAUGGGUCGGAAGCGGUGUGUCGGUGCAGAUUGUUCCAAGAUGGCGGCCGGGUGCUGCGGGGUGAAGAAGCAGAAGCUGUCGGGAUCCCCCGGGUCGGGGGGUCCUGGCGGGGUGGGGGCGGGAAACGGAGUGGCAGGGACCGGACAUUGUGGAUCGGACUUGGGGAUUGGUUCCUCCUCGACUGUGGCGGCAGGGAACAUGAAUCGAGUGAACGGCCUGGGGUGUCCUGGGGGUAGUAGUAGUAGCACCAACGCGUUGUCCCCAACCCCGGGAGGCUACAACUCAACUGGCCUCUCCCCGAAUCUAAGCCCGGGAUCUGGUUCGGGAAGUGGAGGCAGGAAGAUGGUUGUUUCGGCGGAGAUGUGCUGCUUCUGUUUCGACGUGCUUUAUUGCCAUCUGUAUGGAUACCAACCUCCCCGAACACCUAGGUUUACAAACGAUUCCUACCCGCUGUUUGUCACAUGGAAAAUAGGCAGAGACAAGCGGUUGAGGGGAUGUAUAGGUACAUUUUCUGCCAUGAACCUCCACCCAGGACUCAGGGAGUACACCCUUACCAGUGCCCUUAAAGACAGCCGCUUUCCCCCCGUGACGAGGGACGAGCUGCCACGCCUCUUCUGCUCGGUGUCUCUGCUCACCAACUUCGAGGACGUCGGUGAUUACCUUGACUGGGAGGUGGGUGUUCAUGGCAUUAGGAUAGAGUUUUUCAAUGAAAAAGGAUCAAAGCGUACCGCCACCUACCUACCAGAGGUCGCAAAAGAGCAAGGAUGGGACCACAUUCAGACCAUAGAUUCCUUACUACGAAAGGGAGGCUACAAAGCUCCCAUCACAAAUGACUUCAGGAAGACCAUUAAGUUGACCAGGUACCGUAGCGAGAAGAUGACAAUGAGCUAUGCUGAGUACAUUGCCCACCGCCAGCACCAUCACUACCAGAACGGCACCGGGCACCCUCUACCCCCAUACAACCAUUAUUCCUGACAGCGAGCCGCAUGACCAAUCACUGGACCUCUCUGCGGACCUUUUCCCAGGAGAGCCCGCCCCCUCCUGGUCUAGUUAUCUCUACUACUGUACCAUUUUAUGAUGAUAGUUUCCGUUGCCAUGCUGACGCUCUCCCAGACGUUGACGUGGCAACGGGUGGCAAAAUGAGCAUCAAUUGAUAAUGACGAGAAAAAACAAAAAUCUUUUAUUUUUUAUCUUCCUAUUGAUUUAGUUUUUGCAGCAUAUAUAUCAAUAUAACCCCUUUAGUUUUUAUUUUUGUUCACAAAUACUCAAUUUUCCGAAAUGUAUUAUUUUCAAACAAUCCUAAUCAGGCUUUUGAUUCUGUGGAUGGAAGCAAGUCAUAUAUAUGGUGAAUUUGUAAUGCAUAAAGGUAUAGGCUCAUAUUUCGUGUAGGCUUAGCUACAGUGUCCCAUCUAUUAGGGAAAUGUUUUUCUUUUUCUGUUGAAUCCUUUCUUCGUAGCCAGCUUGGCAUUAUGUGUGUCAUGUAGCAAGCCAACAGCUGUUCUGGAAGACUCCAUCUUUUCCUCAAUUGUGCGAUUCUUCUCAAGAAAUGGACUUAGGUUGGUUUGGCCUUUGUAACCCUUGUAGUGCUGUAGAUUGUAGGGUUGUGAUGCCACGCCACUAGUAUUUGCUGGUCUUUUUUAUUACAUUACCCCACACGUGUUUGCUUUUCUGUGUGUGGUUAGAAGUUUGUUGAUAAGUUCACAUCCGACAGGAGAUUGAAAGCGCUAUAUUAAAUCAUGAAUAGGAUCGUGACAAAAUGAAAGAUGUUCAUUUCCACCCCUGAGUGUUCAUAGUGUUUUGUAAUGAAACCUGCAAAACUUGAAUUGAAUUUGUACGGCUCCAGCUCAGAUAUUUUCACCCGCUCUUCUUUCCAACUUGAGAAACGUAUGGAGGAAGCCAUUUUAGCUGCGUCAAAGGAGGUUGUCUCUGUCCCUUGUCUCUGUGAAGCAGGCCGCUAGUGAAAGUGAUCCACAGGGCUGGAGGUUGUGAUAGGGUUGGAGAGUUGACUGGAGGUUGUGAUAGGGUUGGAGAGUUGACUGCAGGGCUGGAGGUUGUGAUAGAGUUGAAGAAUUGGCUGGAGGUUGUGAUAGGGUUGGAGAAUUGGCUGGAGGUUGUGAUAGGGUUGGAGAAUUGGCUGGAGAGUUGACUGGAGGUUGUGAUAGGGUUGGAGAUUUGACUGCAGAGCUGGAGGUUGUGAUAGGGUUGGAGAGUUGACUGCAGGGCUGGAGGUUGUGAUAGGGUUGGAGAGUUGGCUGGAGGUUGUGAUAGGGUUGGAGAGUUGGCUGGAGGUUGUGAUAGGGUUGGAGAGUUGGCUGGAGGUUGUGAUAGGGUUGGAGAGUUGACUGCAGGGCUGGAGGUUGUGAUAGGGUUGGAGAGUUGACUGGAGGUUGUGAUAGGGUUGGAGAGUUGGCUGGAGGUUGUGAUAGGGUUGGAGAGUUGGCUGGAGGUUGUGAUAGGGUUGGAGAGUUGACUGCUGGAGGUUGUGAUAGGGUUGGAGAGUUGACUGCAGGGCUGGAGGUUGUGAUAGGGUUGGAGAGUUGACUGCAGAGCGCAUUGUCCUCUCAUUCAUUGUCCUCUGAGAAAAAUACCUUCAUCCUGUUAUUUCAUGCUAGUUGGUUUGAGAGGAAAAACCAAUGAGGGAGACUUGAGUCUAGUGACAGGGAUAUGCUACAACUACUUAAAGCCAUAUUCUGUUUUUAAUGCAUGUGGUUGUUUUGUAGGCUUAAGAUGUUUGCCCCCCCCCCCCCCCCUUCUCUGUAACCUCUGUGUUUACUUCCUCUACGAGUUUACUUUAUUCUGGUGGCUUUGGUCCCAAAAGUUGGGUUUCCUCUCAAAAUUUGUGUUUUGGUCCUGGCUAGGAAUCUGGGCCUGUGAGACAUUAUCUGGACUUACUCAGUUAGUAUGGGUUAGCAUCAGGGAUGCAUUUAUUAGCCGGAGUCUGUCGCAAAAAGUUUUGCAAUGAAACCUGUUUACUGUUUGGUUCCUAGAGUAAACCGGCAAAAUGGAACAAAACAGAGAGGACUACCUGAAUUUGUAUAAUAGAAACUCAUUUUCAUUGAUGUAAGUUUUACAUUUGCAACGGAAUCCGACUGAUGAAUACACUCCAGCGUUUGAACUCCUUUGUGCUGUUUGUUAAGAGUCCUCAUCACUUCCGCUGCUUUUAUACCAUUUUAACUGAAGCUUGUGGCCACAAUGACAAAUAAUGAAACCUGAUGUCGGCCUAAUCAAUGUUUUACAUCCACAUUUGGCAUUACAUGCUUGAUGACUGACGGUUGCCAUAGUUGUGCACUUUCAUGUGCUCUCGUUAAAACGCUAUGAGAUCUUGUGGAGGCUUCUGGAGAUGGCAUCUAGCUAGUCAAAACGCUAUGAGAUCUUGUGGAGGCUUCUGGAGAUAGCAUCUAGCUAGUCAAAACGCUAUGAGAUCCUGUGGAGGCUUCUGGAGAUGGCAUCUAGCUAGUCAAAACGCUAUGAGAUCUUGUGGAGGCUUCUGGAGAUAGCAUCUAGCUAGUCAAAACGCUAUGAGAUCCUGUGGAGGCUUCUGGAGAUAGCAUCUAGCUAGUCAAAACGCUAUGAGAUCUUGUGGAGGCUUCUGGAGAUGGCAUCUAGCUAGUCAAAACGCUAUGAGAUCUUGUG
Oncorhynchus masou masou (cherry salmon) is the source of this 4714-nucleotide messenger RNA. Its product is annotated as nuclear protein AMMECR1-like. Lineage: Eukaryota; Metazoa; Chordata; Actinopteri; Salmoniformes; Salmonidae. The record is from RefSeq and is a predicted model, not a curated record. The transcript is spliced from 6 exons. Bases 1082 to 2056 code for a protein of 324 amino acids.